UAUGGCUGAAAAACAGCUAUUACACAAGGCUGAACCAGCAAAGUGUAGUUAGGCUCUGAAAGAAAGAAGUUUGCAGGUAGGGCAUAACUUAUGUCUUUUAAUCAAACCUUGCACAUUCUGGUUAUGUAGGUUGGCAUCGCAAAGUUAAUUCAAUGGCUCCUUGGAGGUUACUCUUAAUUUUAAAAGGUAGCACUUUUGUGUGACAGAUUACCUGCUAAUUUUGAAAAUCAAUCGGCUUCGAGAAGAUACGUGAGGUGUCUCAUUACAGCAGGAACAUGCUUGACUUGCAUUACUUCAUUAACCAACUAAGCAAUACACCACAGUGCCUAGAUGUGCAUGAUACCCAGUUCUUGCCGGUUAGUUCGUUUUCAAUAAUUCUAGCGUCAGUUAAGCUCGGAGGUCGUGAAAGUUUUUAAAUAUUAAACAACAUGGCCCGCCGUGCAAAAACCUAUAGUUUAAUCUGAAUACCUUUUCUGUUUUCUAUGAAGUUCAACAAUUCCUUCAUCUCAUGGUCACGACCAAAUUCUUCGGCUCAAUGGUGGUCAUAGAAAUAGUGAAACGAAAAGUUACCUGGUAUUAUUUAAACAAAUGUUGAUUUUUUUCUUCUUAAUAAAUGUUUUGGAUGUCUUUUAAUGUCAACAAUACCUUUUUUUUUAACCUCUAAUGUUUUAAAAGUAAAUGUAAUAUUUCAGCUGCGAAAGCCUUCAUUAAAUGUCCCUUGAGGCCAUAUUUACAAUUAAAGGAAAAAGGAUGUAACUUUCCAGUUUUUAUCGGUUUUACGAUUAAAACUACUAUCAGCAUUGAAACUGAAGGGGUUUGUUCAUUGGAUGGUUAAAAAAUCUUGUGUAAAUUUUGAAUUAAAGUUUAGAUGAGUCGCAAACUAUGGUUUUUAUCAAAUCACGACUUGAUAGCGAUUACUGCUAUUCUUAAAAUUAAUAAUUAAAGGUACCUCGAGGAUCCUGAGAAUUAAGAAAAAAAUCUAAUCUUUAAUUUAUAACUGACAAAUUUGUAACGUAUUGCCAUUAUCAGCUGUGGGUGAAAAAAGAAACUUGUAAUGGAGUUUUUGUUUUGAAGGCCGAUAGAUGAGUGUUAAUGUGAUGGAGCUGUAAGAAAUUUUAAUUGAGGUGUUAUUAAUAAAAGAACAUUUUACUUGGGAAAACUGUCCACUUUUAGCGGGAAAAGGAAUGCAAAACAUGAAUUUUUCAUGAUGUUUUCGUUGUGAUUUAUCUUUAAAAACGAAUAUCACCCGAGCGAAAAUCAUUUUCUUGUUAACCCUAUAAACAAACUCAGCAGUGACAACGUCGACAAUGAGAACAAUGACACGGCAAAAGCCUUUUAUAUUUUUUGUAAAUACCGACUUUAAAAGCACUAAGAACUUUUAAUUAGCUAUGCUAAGAGAUGGCCAUGGUUAAAAACUUGACAAAACGUAUUUAUUUUUGUGAUAUGUAAUUUCUAACCAAGAGGAAGAUGAAAGUUGGCGUCUGGUUGAUCAUCAGCACAUUGUGGUUGCUUUUACAAUUCGCAAGCUCCCAGUUUGCAAGUAAGUUUCCUAUUUUUUUUACUUGAAAGAGAUAUAAUGAUGAUAUCGAAGCGUUAUGCGGUUUAUAAAUGCUGUAUGUAUGACUUUCUUUUCCCCUUUUUUUUUAAUUCCCUAACAAAGAAAAUUUGGAAUUGCAGACAUGGCCUAUCAAAGCGACUAUCACAUCACAUUCCCGGAACGCGUGGAUGGCAGGCGGGGAAAAAGGGAUUUGUCAACAUCUGAAAAGGUUUUUUUUUAAGACAAACGCUUUUACAGUCACUGAAACGUUUUUCUGAACGUAAGCUUUUGAAUUCUGCGCUAGAGGGUUGAAUUAAAACCAUUGGUGUAAUGCAAACCUGUUGAAAAAUGGACGGGGAAAAAGAAUGGAUAACCUGGCAUUCAAUUGGGAUAAAACGGAAUCAGUGUUUUCAAACUAAUUUUUGUGCUUAUGGCGAAGCCAAGCAACAUGCAGAAAAGCAGGAUUUAAAUUUUAUAUAUAUAUAUAUAUUGAUUUAUUUUUAAAUGCGUUUUUAACGCGGAACGGAACAAUUUUUUAUUUAAAACAUUCUUCUGGGUAUUAAUUUGAUAGAAAACCACUUUUGGCUCCUAUAAAUCACUUUCUUCAACCAAGAUUAACUGUUAAUUAUGGCAGCUCGGUAGACCUGGAUGAUGAUGUUACUUUGUUUCAGGGAGUUCACGUGGAUGACGCCUCCUAUCGACUGAAUACCCCUGACAAGGACUGGACCCUAGAUAUAAAACGAAAUAAGUAUGUUUGGUUUCAUCAUACGACUGACUUUUGACCAAAGUCUACUAAUUUUCAAGAUGUCUCUGUUUAGUGGAAAGUUGUUUGCAUGUUAUAGGUUCACCUAAGCAUUGAUAAAAAAAAACCUGAUCAUUUUCGUCUUGUAAGUGUUCUGGUUAUCUCUUUUACCCGGUAGAGAGACUUCGUGACUUCAAAUUUUUGAGAAAAUCAAUCUUGUCAUCAAACUAGAAUACAAUUUCAAAGAUUAGGAAUAAGGGGGAAAUUUUAGGAUAUUCACAGUUCUGGUGAACUUUUCUUUUCUCGAAAAGAUUGUAAACCACCAAUGGGAUAUUAGUGAGAAAUGCUAACCAGUAACAUGGGCAAGUUUUUCCCUCUUUCUUGAUAAGGGAUGCAGAAUGAAACGUUACAAAAAGUGACACUGGUCUCUAAAAUCCGUCAAUUUUUGGGUUAUGAUUAAUUUAUUUUUCUUCUUAUUCUUUAUGAGAGAGAGAUAACCAGUUGUUUUGUUUUUCUUUGUUCAUCUCAUAGAGAUCUUAUUUCUCCAUCAUUUGUCGUUCGCACAUUUGCUAGUGAUGGUUCAGAAGUUAUUCAAGAGGUAAUUUGCAAAAAACUAAGAUUUUUUAACAUUGUUUAGAACAUUGUUAAAUCAAGUGUUGAAAGUAAUCUGAGAUCGCAUUGUUUUUUCUAUAUUUCGCUCUGUGAUUGGUCUAGAAAACUAGCGCCACCGUGUCAACCAAUCAGAUGCACUCCUAAAACCAAUCACGACUUUGUCGCCCGCGUUUUCCCGGAUGUUGGCUCAAAAGUUUUUGUUAUAAGUUUGUUUAUCCUCAUUAACAUGUAAUUAGACUUACUUUGGCACUAGCAUGUUAAAAAAGUUUACCACAGGAAUACCAGCAAACCAAGCUACCUGGCAACCUAAUGUGGUGCAUGACGACUGGCUUUUGAAUAGUUGAAAACUGUUGCCUGAGAUUUAGAGUUUUACAUUCCCUAACUGCCACCACUCCCUCCUUCCACUGUUGAUCUGUGAAUGCAUAUGUGCAUAAUCUCUAGAGUUUGAUAAUCUGGUUUUACCAAGUGAGUUGAUAAUGUAAACUAGCCACCGUAAAGUGUUCAGCAGUUUCUAAGGUACAUUGGCCAAUUUAAAUUAUCAACUCAUUUGAUAAAACCAAAUUGCCCAUGGCCCCACAGUUUUUAUAUAAUCUUACCCUUUUCAUUUCUAAAAUUUUUCGGUUUAUAUACUUUUUCAGGGAGGUCCUGAUCAUUGUCAUUAUCAAGGGUCCAUCCGAGGCUUAGCAGAUUCAACCGUUGUGUUAAACACUUGUUCAGGACUGAGGUAUUAAAAAAGCCCUCAUUCAUGAAAAAUAUUCCCAAGGUGCCUCGUAAAAAUAGCUCAGCUUGUUACGCGAUUUACUGAAACGCUGAGACAAACCGAUAAAAUAGUUAGGCAGUGUAAUCGUCCAGAUCAGUAUGGCGUGUGAAAGAACUGUUCUCAGUGUCAGCAUAUCAUAUCAGAUUCAAAUGAUUUUAUAAUGACGUACGCACUGGUUGUCGAAACAUUAACCGCUUUAAAUAAAACAGUUGCAGCACUGCUUUAAAAGGAAAGCUAGCACAACAAUUUUUUUUUUUGCGCUACAAAAACAUCCAAGCGGUUAAAAAAUUAUGCAUCGUGGUUUAUCCAUGAAAUUAAAUAUUCCUUUCCUCUAAAGGAUGAAUGAAGUUAAAAGUACAACAGUGACCCACAUUGAAGAACUCCGCGGUGAUUUGCCGACACGAGUUUUAUGGUUUUAAUCAACGUACGUAGGCGUAUGUGCCUUGUAUAAAAAAAAUUUAUUAGACACUUUCAGAAAGAGAAAAAAAAUACAUUUUGUUUUUCAACACCUACGGUAAACCGAACGGAAGUCUUAGCUUUGUACCCACACCGGGCUGGGUCUCACUACACGUCUGUUAUUUUAUUUUAUUUUUUUAAUACCGCAUUUUAGCCAUUAACUUUAACUAAAGCUAUGUAAGAGUCCAAAACAAAAUAAUUGGGGUCCCUUGAUUAGACUAUGAUGACCACAAGAGACAUGGACAAGUAUAAAGGUGAAUGAAGAAGAAAUUUUACAAUUUCUCCUAACCAGGGGGCUCGUAGAUGAUGGCAAAGAUACAUUUUAUAUUACACCUGAGUCUGGAGGAGAAGUAAGUCUUAUUAUCGAAAUAAGAGUUUGAUUUAAUAACACAGAAUUUUACUGUUGAUUCCUCUUCAUGAUUUCAAAUUACCAGUUAUAACCCCGCUUAGUAAUUAUAUGCGUGAUUGUAUUUCACUGUAGGAAACUGGCGCCCACAAAAUAUUCCAAGCAAAUGAAGACGAAGCCAAACACAUCCUGGAUAACUGCGGUAAGGCAAUUGGCGGAAAUAGAAUUUUACCACAGAAAAAAAAAAGUGGAGCUCGCCAUAAAGCAUUUAUUUUUCAACUACGUGGACUAAUGUUUAGACAAGUUUUAACGACCAUCUUUGUAACCCUCCUGUAGACAUAAGUAAGAGAUUUCUAUGGUUUGAAUAGCGUUCUUGUUUGACAAAAUGUUCUCUCACAACCUCUGCACGUAAAGCUGAUGAGUACGGACGGAUGCUUUGCCUCUAUUCAUUUCAGUGUGAAAGUCGAUGUGCUUAAGCGUUCUAUUAGCCAAGAUUUGGCUCAGCCGUGAAUGCAAAGACAUAAGCACACUCAAAGAAAAGAGAAAAGUGUUUAUUUUUACUUAGAAGACUCAUGCAAACGUUCCGUAGUCCUUUUCAAUAAAUUUGUUUCUAAUAUCAAUUUUUGGUUUCUUUCUUUACUUCAGGAAACAAAGAAACUCAUGCAGAUUUGCAUCAAUCAGUGGAAAAAUCAGGUGCAAUUUCUCGGGUAAGAUAUUGAUAAGAAUUUUUUCCUUAGGAAUUUCUUCUUUUCAUUUAUACAUCAACGAUCUCGUGGAUAAGAGGUAAGAGUGAGAGAGAGGCAAAAACUUGAAACAGCAUAAUAUAUCAUGAUUUUUUUUAUGUUUUCAUUAGAUAAGACGAAGCAUAUCGGGCCACGUUGAUGAAUUCUACAAACCAUUUUUGACAACAGAUGAAACGAGAUACAAUGAGCUGUUAUUGGUUGUAGAUUUUGGAAUGGUAAGUUAUACGAUAAAUUUUGAGAUUCGUAAUGAUCUCAGAGUAAAAUUUAUCCUCAAGUUCCCAUGCAUUUAUUACAGGAAAGAACGUAAUGUUACACUAAUCGUUUGCACCCUAUCAGUGGUUUUUAUACUCUCCAUACUGUAUCCCAGUCUUUCUCUACGGUCCUGAAAAGGGAAUGUAUCAAAUAAUCGUUUCCUUUAUUCUCUUGACAUUUAUUUUUAAUCGAGGGGUAAAUUAUGGGGAGAAAAAAGUUCUUAGUGUCUUUCAGGUUUUAAAGGUUAAUUAACUUGAUAACACCAUCAGGAAAGCAAGUUACCUGGUUUUCCAUCACACCUUACUAUGGUCUGGAAAGCAAAAAAUUCGUAUGAUCAAUCUUGUGAUUUACGAAAGAGUUUGUCACAUUUAAACUUUGUUUUGGUGACAUUGAGGAUAUGGGAUUUUAUGGAAGAUAUGAAAUUCAUUUGGGGGGUAAAAGGGCCUAGAUCCCAGUCUUAAAGAAGAAUUCGUGAUUUGUUAAUUGCUCCGUAAUUAUUAGGUUUGGUACUUACUGAGGGUUUCCUUUUUAUUUUGCUUUUAAUUUUUUAGUACUUGAAACACAACAAUGACACCAAAGUAAUCACAGACCGAGUGAUAACACUGGCAAACGCUGUUGAUGCCGUGAGUAAUCAGUUUCAGAUAUUGAGUGAAUCACGACUUUCUGGUUACUUGUAAUCACGAAAACAACUCUUGCCAAUGAUCUUGAAUUACUCAGGCUGCGGCAGCCAGAACGGAAGUCACUAUCGAAAUCCAGAGAAAAAUUGGCCUUUUAAUAAAUAACCCACGGUCCAAAUUCCAAUUCGAUCUAGAAACAGUGGACAUGUUAAAUUCCCAUUCCCAUUUUUAUAUUUUUCCAUUCUCAUUUUUCAUUCCCUUUUAAUAUUCAACUAUUUGGAUAUUUAGUCAUUUUCCUAGUCCCCACGGGAGAGCAGCAGCGAACAAAUCAGUCUAAUGGAAUGUCUAUCAUGACUUCCCUAUUUUUCUUUAUUUAGAUUUAUCAGCGGAUAAAUAUCAGGGUAGUAUUGAAAGCGUUGGAAAUUUGGACGAAUGGCGAUCCUUUUGAGCGUCAAAAGAAAGGAGGACCUGACCUUGGUCGCUUUACUUCAUAUCGAAACGACCAUUUAAUAAAAAAAUUUGCUCAUGAUAACGCACAGCUACUGAGGUAAGAAAAUUUCGCAUUUUAAUAAAUCAAAGAUGAGAGAGAAGUUCGAAAUAUUUUUUGUUUCUUAAAAAAAUAAUGUAGUAGGGGAAAUGUAGGGUCUACGAUUAAUUGUGGGAAGUUUCACUGAUAAAACAUUAAUUGUUCAUCGUACCAAGUCGAAUAUUAAGUACGAAACAAUAUAACUAAUUACGGUUGUCGUGGUUCUGCUAAGUUCCCUGACUAAAUACCUAAGCUCCAAAUUUGUUUAAGAAAAUAUAGGAUUACAUGGAUGACGCACAAAACACACAACUUCAUUGGCUUCGGGCUCCAAAACUCGGACUGGUUUUACAUGGACGAAAAAAAUUUAUCUUUAAUCAUUGGAGAAGUUGCAUAGAGUUCACUUCUUUUUUUCGUUUCAGCGAGUGGCGUUGGUCUGACUGUGCUGGCAUGGCGUUCCUAUUUGGGAUGUGUGGCUCUGUAUCAACCGGUGUUAAUAAUGUAAGUUAAAAAGUGAUCGACUGAUUGCGAAAACUGAUAACAGUGCUCUCUAAUUAAGUACGAAUGAAAGUCACUUGGAAGAUCAACUCUCCAAUGUGAUUGGUUAACAACUUUCCGAAAACGAUACAUGCUUAUUCGGUUUUUUUAAUUUAAAUCAAACAAAGUGAAAUCAGAUAGCCUCUCAAGCAUAAGUGUCAAAGACUGAGUAAACCAUAAAUCAGAGCUUCUUAUAGAGAAGUUGAGUCAAGUUGUAGCAACAAAUUUAAAAAUGAUGCUGUAAAGUAGUUGCCCCUUGUUCGACGUACCUCUUGAACAGAUUCACCCAAAACUCUAGAGCUUGUCAUGAGUGAUUAAUCUCCCUCGUCUCCUACAGCCCUAAACACCCUUGUUUACUAUUUUCGCUGUUUGUAAUUUCUAUUAGUAAAACCUAGACUAGUUGGAUGUCUAUGGUUAUGUUUGGUUACCACAACUGGACGAUAUUUUCAUAACAUGUACAAGACACUGAAGAAAGCACUUCAGAGUCUUGACUCCUCACACUACUGGAAGCUAAACAUUUAAGAUUAUGCAUAGAUGCAUUAUCGUUUAUGUAAACGUCUCUGUAGGAGGCUGAUAUUUUGGUCUAGUUAAUCUUAACGGGCUUGAUAACUACAUUAAGAGAUCGAACUUAAGUUGUUUACUUUUACUUUCCAAGUGGAAUUAUGGAAGCAUCAUUGGCCCUUAUGUAAUACUGGCACAUGAAAUGGGUCACAACUUUGGAUUCAGCCAUGACGAAGGUAAGAAUGACGAGAUACUUAGAAAUCCUAGCCUUAACCUAAAGGUGGACAAGGUUCAGGUGGGAUCUCUCAGCAACCAUUAAAACCUCCCUAACUCUAAUAGUUCGCUGUACUAUCUCGAGAUAACAAAAUCUAAAUUUCUUUCAUGGUUUAUUUUAAUUUUAUGAGUUCAUUUUUUCGAUUACUAGUUCUUUCAUUUCUCUAUGUAUUUUAUUCGUUUUUAACACAAGCCCAAGUUGUUAACAACUUUGUUGCUGAUAUGGUUAACCUAUUAAGGGAAAGGAACAUAACUUAUUAUUUUAAUCAUUUUCCCGUACUUUGAAAGAUCGUCAGUAAAACAAAACAGACGUGCAAAAGUUUUUUCUGUUUAAGAUUUCUGCCAUUUGUUCCACUGAAUACGUUAAAGUGACCUUAUUACUUAAUGAAGAGAAAUUCUGAAAGAAAACUUACAAAUGAAUUCAUCGCAAAGUGAUUGUUUACGGGAUCAUCUUCUCUUUCGCUCAUUUGCAAUGAACUCUUUUCCCAGGAAGCUGCAAGUGUUUGACCCCAAGAGGCUGCAUCAUGGGCGGUCACAAGUAUGUGAUAUUUGUAUAAUAGAUAUGUGCACGCCAUUUCGCAAGAAGAAUCUUCAGCCUGGGCAAUAAGAGCCAGCCGGAGGCCAAUACAUCUAACCUAAAACAAGCAGGCUACACGACUCAAUAAGGAACGUCAUGUAACCAAAACCAAACUGUAAUUACAAGCAAUGGCUAUUAUUGUGCAAAUACUACAAAGUUACCAGUGACAAAUCUUUCAGUACAGAUACUGUAAAUAGAGUUACUUUGACAUAAUUGACGAAUCAAAUAAAAUUGUGCAAUGGACCGGGUCGAUAAUAAGCCAAAGAACACGAAAAAUUUGAACGGAAAUAAUUCGUCAUUUCAUGUAACCCUAUCGGCAACUUUGGACUUAGAGAUUCAUGCUUGUUUAUAUCACAAAUAUAUUAAAUUUGAUAUGCAGGGCCAGAGUUCCAGGAUUUUCCAACUGUAGUGUGACUUCACUUCAAAGACUCAAUGAUUGGUGCUUAUAUAACGUGCCAACACACAAGGUACAUAAUCUUAUUUCAAGAAGGAGUAGUUACUAUGGUAACAGAUGUAUCAAAUAUUGUGCUCACUGAACUUCGUGGAAAAACAUUCUUUUCAUAAGUAUGCAACAUAAAUAUUGAUAACUAAACUAUAGUUGUCCGACGUUUCGAUGUUUAAACUAUAGUUGUCCGACGUUUCGAGGUUGCUAGAACCGUCAUCAAGGUAAAAAUGAGAGUUUUUUCGCGGUGUAAAUAUAAAUUGGUGGAACUAGAAUAAUAGACAUUAAUUCCACUCAUUUAUAUUCAUACCGCGAUAAAACUCUCAUUUUUUAACCUCGGUAAUGAGGUUAGCAACAUCGAAACGUCGGACAACUAUAGUUUUAUUAUUUCGAUUGAAGGUUUUCAGUAAAUUGCUAAUAUGAAUAUUAUUGGGUAAUUAUAGUCUACAAAGCGUUGGUCACUUCAUUUAGUGAAAUCAUUUCAUAGAAACAAGGCUGUUUCAUUUUCGUUUGAUUUUCUCGUUUUCAAGUCUUAUAACAGUUAUUGUGGGAAUGGAAUCCGUGAAGAAGGAGAAGAAUGUGACUGUGGCACUCCUGAGGUUUGUCAUUGUUGUAUUUGUAUUAAAUAUUUCAGCUUUUAUUUCUCAAACAUAAUUAAAGUCAAGUCAGGUCUCUUUGAUCACACUAGUCUUAGAACAGGUUCAGAGAUCUUGAGGGGAAAUCACUGAUCAAGGAAUAUGAUCAUGCUAACAAACUAUUAACAAUGUAAACAACGAGGUUACUAUUAAUUGUUUUCUGCUUCACUCAGUUAAAUAGAAUUAUCUACCAUUCUCAGCCUCGUUGACUAAGCUUUCAGUCAGAGCUCCAGUAAGUCAAGUUAUUGAUUUUUUUGCCAGUUUUCGGUCAGAACGGACGAGCGGCCGAAUUUUUUAAAAUUGGUAUUGGUAAAUUGGUAUUGAAGAAGAGUGGAAUACUGAGACCUUGUAAUCGCUUAGGCCGAAUGGAUGCAAUAUAUAACUUGACUAGUCAUAAAUUGCAAGUGAAUUUUUUUUUAACUUAGGUACCUUAUACCACUCAAGAGUUUUUAAAUCAAAACAAUAAUCAAUUUUCAUAAUUAAGUCUUACUUCGACGAUAGCAAAGACGGAGCUUUUUGCGAGAAUUUAAUAAAUAUUAAUUAAUUUCCUCAGAUGUGUCAGAUCAAGGAUUCUUGUUGUGAGCCUCACAACUGUGUUCUUAAAAAGGAAUCGCAAUGCAGUGACCUACACCAUUCAUGCUGCGAGAACUGCCUGGUAGUGUAAUGUAGAAUCAUAAUCCAUUUAAUUCAUUUAAAUAAGCUUGCUGAGAAGUAAUUUGAUGAAGGAGCACCAUAAAUACCUCUGAGAACUUCCUGAGCGCGAGCAUCGUUGGCUGGGGAGCUUUAACUCUCAGCCAAUUUUGUGAAUCGUUGUCGGCUGAUUCAAGGAAUCAAAUGAUAACGGGAGGACAGUGCUGGAAAAAGAUGAGAGAAAUAUUUUUUAAGGGAAAACGCCCCCAGAACCUUAUGAAAACUUUCACCCCAGCACGUGCCUUCCAAAUCUCUUUUCCCAUCGCCAAAACUCGAUAAAUUAGUAGAACCGGGAUAAGGAAUUACCCAUGAAAAUUACGACCUUGGCAAGUCUGCUUAAAAUGGACAACCAGUCUCAAUUUUGCUGAAAGAACAUAAAUGCUUUAGAAAUUCUUUUUCAGAAGUGGAAACGAUUUAAAAAAAAAGCGUUAAGGUAUUUUUUUCAACUUUUUUUGUCAGUGGUAAGUUGUCUGUAAGUCACUAGUCUAGCGAUUCCGGAAUUGAGAUGUUCACUUGAGAAUGAAGCCUGUAUAAUAUGCUGCAGUUUCACAUACCAUAUUUUUCUUCUGAGGGACUAUUCUCUUUUCGAAACUAUUUAAAGAAGAAGUUUAAAAAUAACACCAUGAGAGUGCCGCACCAAGUUAACGGGGUGGAUGUAAACAUCAUACUCUCUCAAUCAUUCCUUUUAGUACAAGAAACAAGGAUCGUUGUGUCGUGGAGUCAAAACAGAUUGUGAUGUUCCGGAAUACUGCACUGGCAAUUCUCGGGAUGUAAGUAUAGCUCUAACAAAUGAAUUCAGUAUUAAUGAUUUUGUACCACAUUAAUGACUGACCAUGCAAUUGCUUCAUAAAUGAAGCACUAAAACAAGAAAUUCCAUGUUUUGUUUUCAGUGUCCAGGAGAUUCAUACAUAAUUGAUGGAUACCCUUGCAAUCAAACUAAAACAGUGAGUGAACCCAGUCGCCUUUGCAUAACGAGUAUGACAUGUGAAACAGUAUUUUUGAUCCUGCAUCGGUUGAUUGCUAAUUCACACUGACCGCUAGGAGAGGUGAAAGAUGAAAGAUGAGCAACAGGGGUUACAUCAAAGUCCUACUGCUCUUUUUCUAGAGAAGCACUUUGCCAGCAUUGGGCUAAAUUGAAGCCCACUUAAAAGUUGUGUAUGUCGCUGAUUUGCUUUCAGUGCUGUUAGCUUUUAUUUUUUGGUUCAUGUAAUAAGUUAAUUCCAAAUUUCCAGAACUGAUUAACAUGUAACUUCUCCUAACAAUAUCAAAAUAUAUUACAGCGAAUGGUCGAUGAGAUAAUGUUUUGAUUGACAACGCCUUCACUUCUUUUCAAAAAUUACAUGGAAAUAGAUAGUGCAUAGCAAUUAACUAGUGGGUAGAAAUCUACUACUCAUCAGAGGUUUAAAAAAAUUGUGGUUAUCAAAUGGUCAUUUGAAGAUGUGGUCUUUUUUUAAACAUACCUGAAAGCUAUUAGAGAUAUCUUCAGCUUUACAUUUACGACACUUUUUAAAUCACUGUUUCUCCUUUAACUCGUUUAGUCUGACACGUAUAGAACGAUAUCUUUUUCAGUGCUCUUCAUGAAAGCACUGCAUCGCUAUGCAAACAUCGUUUACUGAUGUAAGCAGCUAGUGGUAGUGCAUACAUAUAGUUACUAUUACAAUUAAUUAAUUUGUAUUUUUAUUAAGAUUAUACAAGGAAACACCAACUAUUUUAGUGUGAACCACAGAACCCUGAAUCCAAGAGUCAGCGCUCGAUAUCUUCGUAUCAAUCCUCAGUACUGGAAUGGCUGGCCUUGUCUAAGAACGGAGUUUCUGGGGUGUUCAGCGGGUGAAGGUAAAUGUCAUGUCAUAUUGUAGGGAAAAAAAUUUUAAUUUAAUUUCUGGCCAUAUUUGACUGCGCUUUGAAAUAGGUUAAAUUUCCUUUAUUUCCUUUUAACUUUUAUUUUAAUUCAAUAGAAAAACCUGGUUCUGAAAUCCUCGUUCCUUGCUGAAAUCUGUUUUGAAAAAUGAGAAUGUAUGAAAAAAUAAAGUAUAAUUUGUAGGAAGUUGAGUGAAAAGACAAGACUCAUGCCUAUAGCCUUAUUGUUAUUAAAGGCAAAAUGUUUAAUUUUGUUUCCUUUUGUAGGAAAAGCGUUUCUAAGAAAAGGGUUGGGAAAUAUAGAAGAAACCAUUGGAAAAAUUAAGAGCCAAAUUUAGACUUUCAACAAAAGUCACCGCAAGAAUUUUGUAACUCUGGGGUACUUUUGGAAAUUUUAAUUUAAAAAUCCUCCUUAAACAUUUCAGGAAAUUGAGACAGUAACAGAAAGUAUCAUUCAGUGAAUUGCUUGGAUCAUGUUAAUUUAUCGCUAAUGAUUGUGGCGACAAUGCAUACAGGAAUUUGGGGUGAAAUCACUUGUAUUGCUUUGGCUUUGCGUUUACGGAAUAUAUCAACCUCAUGAAACUCUCACUAACCUAGUUUAAAGUUAAUUUGUUUUGUUUCCACAGUUAGUCCAACUGCCGCAACUCCUCUUAAGUCAUACGGUCUGGAUCUUUGUCUCACGCCAUCAAACCAGUCUUGCUCGCCAAAUGACAACGACCGCUUAAUAUACAGACCUGGAGGUCUGUGCUCAGAAAGUCAUUUCCAAUUUACACUUGAUGCAGACGGGGUGUUACGUCAUAAUUGCAGUGGUAAAAUGGUGUGUCCCGAGAAUGGCGGCACUGGUAAUGGUGCGAAGAUUGUUGUUAGCAGUACGUGCAAAACAGAAGAUUCGAAAUUUAAGCGGACAUCAGGUUUGAUGUAAUUUCGCUCCUAGAUUUCGUAAAUUACUGUGUAUGCUUUCAGUCAAAGGGCUCUUUAGAGAGGUGGGCUUGUUAAAAGUUCACUGGGAUCCGGAAUAUGCGUCUCUGAGUAUUUCUGACAGACUGAUUAAGGCUUUGAGAUACAAACAUAAUCCACUCACCGCUAACCCCUGUUCACUUGAGCACAACACUACCUGAAACCUGACUGACUCUUGUUCAUCUUAUAUUCUCCAAAAUCUGGGAAAGGUAAAUGGAAAUUGGGAAGAAUUUUUUCUUUUAAUGAUGGAAAAGGCUUUUGACUUUUGCAAGUAAGUGUAGUCAGAGAUAAUACCGAAAAAUGUAUAUCCUUUGGAAGGCACUCUAAUACGACGUUUUUUUUAUUUUCUACGGUCUUGCUACUAACAGAAACAGCACUUCAUCAGAUUGGAAGAGAUUGAGCAACCUAAAUCUAAUAUAAAUUAACUCUUAUAUAAGUCUUUAAUACAAUGUAAAUACGUUUGGAAAUGAUUCGCUCGUCUUCUCACAACGCAAUUAAUAUAUAGUCAUUGUGUUCAUUUCUAACGUUACAGUACACUCAUCUGUCUUUUAAACAAAGUGUUUAAACUAUUUUUUCGACAGGACGGUCUCUGAAGCAUCUAAAUACCGGGAAAUGCGUCCAUACAUAUGGAGCUUGGCCUGGCGUCGACAGACACAUGGUAUUGUGGUCAGGAUGCGAUGAACGACGGCUGGAACUAUGGUUUGCAAAGCAAGGUAAUUUAUGUUGGUGAAACAUACAGCUGAACAGUGUGUAAAAACUUCAAUAAAGAGUUACGAAUUAUUUUCAUGCAACAUGUACAUGAGUUUUCUUAUCCGAGAGAUUAUUUAUCAAAAUCCAAAUUAACAACAGAGAAGUAACUGAGGCGGUUUUAAUGGCCAAGUAAUCAACCAUUCUUUCCGUAAAAUUCUAAGAGGGGCACAAAUACGCUCGAUUCACAAGGAACAUACCCUAUCGGACAAAUCACAUUAAAAAAAAAAGAUGACAAAGCAUGAUAAGUUUGUUUGUUAAGCACGUGCACAAGGUUGCAUAACAUAGCGGGCUCCAUUAAAGGAAAGUAAAGAUGGCGAAAGCUUUUCUUAAAUAAAGCCCGAGAUUUCGGGUGAUAAUCUAUUUGUUUUGCUAGGGACAAUAAGUUUACUAUAACCUUUGGUAAUGGUUGGCGCAACACGAUCGAAACGCGCUCAAUUGAAAUUAGAUAUACCUUAUUUAUAGAGUGUGUGGACCCUCUCGGAAUGCAGAGCGGUGAUAUUAAAGAUAGCCAGAUCACUGCGUCUUCAUCCAGACCAGCAGAUCUCCCGCAUUAUGGCAGGCUGCAUAACGGAAAGUACUGGUGUGCCAAAGAGAAAAACAAAAACGAGUACAUACAGAUUGAUUUUGGACAGGUAUCUCCAAUCUCUGAUCUGUUAUAUUAUGAGCCUUCUGUAUAAAGUGCUACACUGAAGACCUCACCUCGCGGUCAUUGUAUCAAGAAAGCCUCAAUCGUAGCCUUAAUUUUUUUUUAAUGCUUUUACAGUCACUUUUCUUUUUUUUUUUUUACAGUCCCCUUUUUAAUUAUCUUUUAAGAUUUUUUCUGUUUUUCCCUUAAAUUUGGUGAUAGUUUGCUGCGAAAAAAAAGCGAAUCAUUACAGCGUCACAGGUUUUAAGAGAGAAAGCAGAAUAUAAGAGAAAACAUGAAAGACCAAAAAUAGUUUCACAGUCUCCAUGUGUUUGAGUUUGUGAGUGAUUUGCGUACAGUUGAAUUUAAAAAACGAGUUAGUGAUGACACGUCCUGUAGUACGUGUUUCUGAAUCAUGAGAAGUCGACUCUCCGUUUUAACUUUUGGCCGAUUUUUCUUUUUGUAGGUACGAACGGUGAGCAAAAUUUUGAUACAGGGACGUGGAAACUGGUACGACUGGGUGACCGGCUUCUACUUGUUCCUCAGCAAUGAUGGUCAGCGGUGGACUGGUUAUUCAGAGAGUGGAGACAAACAACAUUCCAAUGUAAGGGAAAUAUUUGAAACGGUGAUUUUAAAUGUGACUAUACACCGUUAGGUUCUUAUUGACAUUUUUCCUUGUUUUAAAACCGAUUCAGUAAGGAGAAUAUUCGCUUGUUUGGUUCGAAGACUUGGUAUGAAACAAAAGAGAAGGGAAAAGUGAACAUUUUGAUUCGUUUAUUCGCGAUAAAAGAUAGCGAACAUGUGCACCUGUCAGGAAAAUUUCUCUAAAGCCACUGACUUACACAAGUAUUGUCGUUUCAGUCGCAUUGCUACCAAGGAAAAUGCAGCGAAAUUCACGAAACUCAGUGCAAAGACUUGUGGGGAGCAAGUAAGUUUGAAUAAACGUUCUUAUUAUUUAGACAUGACUUAAUGCCUUUACAAUUAAACUGCGUCCAGUCAAGAACUGAAAGCGAUUAUCCUCUAAACAGUUGUAUCUUUAAGUUAUAGAUACUCAGCCACCUCAAGUUGCUGUAUCUCAGGUCAUGACAGAGACAUUUACCUGAGCUUCUAAUACUUUACUUGUAACCCAAAUCAAUUAAUUUUUUAGCCGCCAAUAAUGCCGACCAAGGAUGUUAUGACAAACUAAACACUGAAGCUGCUGGAUUUGGCACAUGUGAUCCAGUUACAAAUGCAUCAUGCGCUGCAAGGUACAAGCCCACAAUGCAAGUUUGGAAGAAUAAUCACCCGGUGGACUUAAAAGAUAUCUUUUUCAGGGAGUUUUAAAACGAAGUACAAUCUUUCAUCUCACAACGUAGUCACUUUGUAUAUGGACCGCGACGUUUCGACUACAUACUGCUUAUUCAGGCGAUAAAGUCGAUUUAGUACGCGUUACCUUAUAAACUGUUCUUCUCAGUUGUUAUUCGUUGGAAUUCCACAGCUGAUACUAGCGCAUUUCGUCAAAAGGUUCCUUCAGUGGUCCGCGGUCGAACGGCCCUUGACCUGUAGUGUCUCUUGAUCGUCAGUAUCCAUACUUCCGGGAUUUCUAUUCCAUUGUCCCUCUAGAUGUUGCUAGGGUGAAGUCCUGGAAGUUUAUUUGGGCAAUUUGCCUUUCCUUAUAAUUAUUCUAUUUUUGGUAAACCAACCAGAAAUAGAAGGACGUAGCUUAUGCCUUAAAUGCUAUGAUUUCUUUUAUACGUAUCUGGAUACCUAAGGUGUUUCAGUAGGCAAACAUUUCAAACUUCUUAAUUCAUAUAUUUUCAUAUCUCUCUCCUUUCCUUAAUUUGAAAAUUUCUUUUUGUGGCGACCACUGAUAUGCAAUCUGCCGAAAAUAUUCAUUAUGCAAACGUUAAUGAGUUUCCUUAAUUUUUUUCUUAGUAACGUGUUAUGCGGUCAGCUUCAAUGUGAAGACAGCAGAGAUAAACCUGUUGUUGACUACGGAUGGACGUACACCAAGAUAAGUUUGGAUAAUGGGAAACAAUGCAGGUAUUAAAGUAUGUUCAAAACCCCAUGCGAAAAAGUACAAAUGUGUUCUCUAUUUUUUUCUUAAUUUAAUCAAUUUGGAUACUUCGAAAAGUAUUCAAGGAGAAGUUGAAAAACGUGUUUCUAGGGAAACCAUGCCUACGGACAUUAUCAAGGGAAAGAAAUAUAUAUCUAUCGAUAGAUAUAUCUAUCUAUUGUGGUUCGUUCGCUGAACUCCAGAUCCACCCUCCUUCGGUACCACUGACUUAUAAGAAAACCGAUGGAAAUGCUGUUGAUAUGGGUGGUUAUGAUAAUAACGAGAAAGGUGGGGUAGGGGGGUGGGGGUGGGGGUAACUUGCGAUGGACCAUUUUCCAGCUUCGAGGAAGUAGGAAUAUUCCUAGUCGCUUCAUGUUAAGGAAAACGGGAUAGGCCGUGGAGAUGCGAACUAUUUAAGAGUCUUUUCACCCCACUCUUUAAUAUUUAAAAGGUAUACGUUCUUAUAUAAUGUUUCAAAAAUGAUUUGUGUAAAAAGAGUAAGACUUAUCGCCACAAAACCAAAAUUCUUGGAAAAAAAGCAUGGGCUCUUGGACAGUGUGACAGCCUAAUGUAUUCUUUCUUCCCACAGUGCUGCAACCUUAAAAUCUAUAGAUGACCUCGGUGAGGGAAUGGUUAGAGAAGGGACAAAAUGUGGAGAUGAUAAGGUACCGUGAAUAAAAAUUUACACUUCCUAUCCCAGGAAUGGCCCCUGAGCAUUUCCUUCUUGUGAUAGGAAUAAAUUGUGGAGAAAAAUGGUAACGAGGAGAUAGAAAAAACAUCAAUCAACGAUUUUAAAUUCAACACCAAUAAUGUAGAGGCCAAAAUUGUAAAAAGUUUGGCAGACAAUAGAGAAAAUUUUAUCGAGAUCUUUAGAGUAUCUAUUCGGCUGUUCUUUCGUAAAGUAAGAGUUUCCUUCUAAGUUUAAAAACAAUACCGAUUUUUUUCCUUCCACUUGAAGCCAGUGAUCUAUCAAAGCCGUUUAGGCCAACACUGAUACCUGAAACUCCAAAUUAUAAAAUAGAAUUACAGUAGUAUACAAUUCCAGCUUUUAUGAGGCAAAUACCUCUCAAGAUUAUUUUAUGAUUUUCUACAAGUUAAGAUAACAAAGAAUUUUGUUGAAUUUUGUAUUUUGUUACAGAUGUGUAUAAAUUACAAGUGUCAGUCAUUUGAUUCUCUCGACAUUGGCAAUUGUCCGGUGGCAAAUAACAAGGAGUGUGGGGGAAGAGGAGUAAGUUAAUAAUUAAGGCUAAUUUUUCAAAUCCAUGACACCUUAAUUGACCUUCAAAAUCCUUCAGCAUACUUGUUACUUUUCGUUCAUUCUGCCGUUGUUGUAAUUGUUUACUCUAAUUGUCGAUUCACUCAUUGAAGUCUUUUUUUUUCGAAAGUAAUUCUCUAAUAUCGUGACAUGUCUCUCUCAAAGGUUUUUUUUGACUUCUUCUGUCGAUGCAUUUGCAUUCAAAUCCGCGUUUCACCACACCGCCUUUCUUCCAGAAGCUUUUUCAUUUAAUGAUAUCGGUGUCUUAAUUUAAAGUGCCACUAAGUUAUUUAUAAAGUUAGAGGAGAUACUAUGCACUAAUAUGGUUUCCUCGUCAGAAAUAAACUUGACAUGAUAAGCUUUGCUGGCUCUUCAGAUCAGUUUUAAUGUCUAUCCCCAGUUGAUGCCAAAAAAGAAACAAACAAAUAAGCGAAGAAGCAAACGAGAAAAAGAAAGAACAAAACAAUUUUUAACAAAACAACUGAAACCCAAAAAAUUAAGAAGGUGCGUGCAGUCGAUAUUUUAAUCAAAAAGGAGAAGCGGCAGUAGAGCUGAAUCUCAAUGCUAUACAAAAACCCUGUCUUUGUUUAUUAUUUAUGCAUUCCAACAUUUGGCCAAACAACAUUUUGUUCGAUAGACUGUAUCUAACUCAUCAUUCUUUUAUUUAGGUUUGCACUAACAAAAAGUUGUGUCAUUGUGAGGGAGGAUUUGAUUCUAAAGACGGUUGUGCAUCGGGUAAGAGAUAGUUAGAGAAUUCAGGAAAGUAAGGGAGGUACUUCACGACAAUUUAUUCUCAGUUAGGUUUAAGCGUUUUAAAAAAAGGGAAGUCUUUUCAUUUUCGUAGAAUUCGGGAAAAUAAGGGAGCUUCCUCACGAAAAUUAUCUAUAGUUAGGUUUCAGCGUUUACAAAAAAAGCCUUUGAUACAGGUUGCUGAUGGAAUUUUUGUAAAGAGGAAGUAUUUUCUUUAAUCGUAGAAUUCAUUAUUAUCAUUAUAACUAUUAUGAUUAUAUUUGUUUUUAUUAUUAUAAUCAUUAAACUGACCCAUUCCAGCUCUGGUACCUCGAGAUGGAGCCUGGGGUGAGUGGUCGUCAUGGACUGUGUGUGACAAGGGUUGUGAUGGUGGAAAGAGAAGAAGACAUCGGUUCUGUGACAAUCCGUUCCCCCUACAUGGAGGUGCUGACUGCCCCGGAGACCGACAUGAAAAACAGGAUUGUAAUACACAAAGCUGUCCAGGUGAGUUAAAAAUUUUAAAGUAUUUAUUAUUGAUUUUUUUCUAGUUUCCCCUCUUUAAUUUGACCUAUUCUUUUACUUAUGAACUGAAAACAGAAUACCAAGUGAUCUGUGAGGCUUAUAACUAGUUCUUGAAACAUGGGUCGCAAGUUUGGUUCGGCAAGGCUUUUUCAAUUUUUCAUUUCCUUUGCAAAAGAAAUGUUUCAUAAGUCGGAGUAGCAUUAAAUUCAUGGGAGAAGGGAAAGGCUAGGGGAGGGUUUUAUUAGGAGAAUUGCACUCUCCUUUUUUUAAGACAGACAGAACAGUCGAUCUCCUGAACGACUUAUUAGGUAUCCUUCGCUUACUGGAGGAUAUCUCUUAGAUUAUUAAAAGGCUGAUUUUAUCGAACGUUUUUACUUUUGCCUUUUCAAAUUUGGUAAAUGUGUCUUAAUUAUUAGAGUAGAAAACAACACUAGAACACAUAGGAGAACAUUUCUUUUGAAAAGGAGUCUUGCAUUGAGCUAUUUCACUGGUGGCAGUUACAUUACCUCCAAUAUUAUUGUACUUCUCUCCUUGUAUUAACUCUUAGGGCGAUGUAUGGAAAAAACACUUCUAGUAACAUCAUUUUGCUCAAUGUUAAAUUUUAUUUUUUCUUAUCCAGUGGUGAUUUCAUGCCAUCACUUGCGUCAAGUGGGGGAUGAACAGAAUCAUUACUAUCCUGAUGGUGUCUACAAGAUUUACCCCACAGGCUCUCAGCCAAUCAUGGCGUACUGUGAUAUGUCGCGUGAUGGUGGAGGAUGGACACUAUUGGUUACCAGUCAUACCAACACCUGGACGGCACAGAAUGUUAAAUUGCGAAACGCGAACUCUCCAAAGUUGACUGAUGAUCACUCCAUCCUGCAGUAUGCAGACAGUAUUAAGGAUAAUAUUAACGUGGCAGGUUCUACGUUUGAGUAUCGAUUAGAGGCUCAAAGCCAAGGUAAUUCAAUGUAUUCAGGGUACCUAAAUUUCCGUCAUACAGGACAGGAUAGGGUGGAUGUAGAGUGAGCUUAGGAGGUCAUAGUAAAAAAAUAUAAUCCACAAUGAGGGUCAGCAGUCAUGCUGUCUACAAAGUGAUCGCCAUUCUAAUUAUCCAUUUCGAAAAAAAAUUAGCAAUAGAAUGUACGAGAAAGUAUGCGAUGCUCGCAUAGAAUCUCACUCCUACUCAUUUAUUUAUUUGUAGAAUUAAGCAACACAUGUAGAAACAUGGUCAUCUUGGCCAUCAUCACGAACGAUGCUCAUUCCCAAAACUUCCAUCAUUAACAAUGUAUAACAUUUUCUUUGAUAGUCUUUCCAGCAAGCCCUCUUUCCCUUUACGCGCCGAGGCUUAUAAGGGUACUUAGCUUUUAUGUCGCACAGAGAGAAAGGCCGUACAUCAAUUGUCCUGAAGAGAAGACUUUGAACACUUGUGCCGAAAAUAAAACGUUAGUUUUACUGAGCGCAUAUUUCUCUCACCUUUAUCUCUUUAUUUUUGAAGAUCGCUGGGGAGGUAUCUGGGAGGCGCCCAGAGGUUUUACGUUCACAGCUGACAACAACAAACAGACGAAUAUUCAGCUGGUUAAGAAGUUUGACAAUUGGGAAUAUUCAGACAGUGGGAUUGAACAAAGAAUGCCAUGGAUUUCUGAUGCCAGGUUAACUACAUCCCAUCAUGCCUAUCGCAGCUGGUGGGGAACGAUAACAGGUAAAUAACCUUCAAUCUAUACUACACAAGCGAUAACUCUCCUCUGUACAAUUAAACAAGAUCAUUGUUUUUUGUUGUUGUUUAUUUCUUUUUGGCAAACCCCAUUUUUGAGAUAGUCACGGAAAUGACGAGGAAAACUUGGAGAAAAAGAGCUUUCUAUAACGAUACAGCUUUCCUUUUUCAUGAGAUUUAUUUUCUUCAAGCGUUUGAUUUAUGAUUUCAAUGGUUCCAUAAUUCAUCAACCUUAAUUCCUUUUUCACAAUUUUUCGAAAAGAAUAGUUAGUGAAAUAUCUUCCCCAGUCUCAAUUACUUGCUAUCAAACCCUAACCAAAGUUUGUUAUAUUGUCCUUCGGGUCAUUACCUAGAAUCGAAACAUUGCAUUUUUGGAUUGAAAAGGGGUCAAAGGUAGGGAAUGUCUUACUACUGGAUCAAAACAAGACUUUCGUGGUUGAACUUCAUGCUUUAACUUGAUUGAUUUUUCAAGCGGACGCUAAGGAAUACCACCCUGCACCUUGGAUUGCUGGUCACCUUAUGGAGAGUCAGCCAUCAUAUAUCUGGUACUGGAUGAGAGAGGGACCUUUUAACAUGCCUGGCUCCUGUAAAGAAGUGUUCUUCAGAGGAUUGCUGACUAACCCUGUCUCAGGUAAGUCUGGAUACGAAUUACCGGGAAAUCCAGUAUUUGAAAUUUCGUUCAAUACUUUCGAGAUUGUAUUGCUUUUGUUUUCUUAACUACGAUCGGUAUUGUUCGAAACAAAUCCUGCCAACUCCUCAAGCAAUAAAACACAAAUUAGAACUAACGGCAUUACUCGUAUUUUCGCAUAUUGGAGACCGUUUCAAAUAUUUUUAGAUCUAAUUCGUUUUGACAGUUGUUUCCGUUCUGGCUGGUUUUUACAUGUACGUAUGUGGAUAUCAUUCAAAUAAAUACAAAUCAAGAAUUUUAAAAUUACCUUCUUACUAACUCCCUUGUUCUUGUGUCUUAAUAUAUAUUUGGUCAAACUGAUCACACCUUAUUUAAAUUUCACAUGAAGAGUUAACUGCAGCUGCAUUGAAAUGUGUUUUUUUUUUCAGAUGGAGUUUUCACAAUUAAACCUCCUGGACAGCAAAAAGUUAAAACGUAUUGUGAUUUCACGACCGAAGGAGGACCCUGGACACUACUUGUGACACGCAAGACCCACAGUGGGUGGAAUAAAGACAACAUGAAAAAAAGAAACUCAGACAAACCUUCUUUACAAGAUGACUAUUCCAUACUGGGGCUUGCAGACGCCAUAAAGGACUCUGACAAAGCUCAGGUAAGUCGUUAGAUGUCUGAGCGGCUGAGGGGUGAUUUAAAGUCAAUACUUGGUAAAUUUGUAGAAAAGUAUAUGAAUUGAUGCCCAUAAAAAAAUCACCCUAAGUGCUUUGUCCCUCAAUUAUCCACUAAGUGUUGAAAGUAACUCGGAAUUGCUACGGUUUUCUUUCACUGUAACUAGUGAUUUGCCUGUUAACCUUACGCCGCCAUCUCAACCAAUGAGAUUUAAAACUUUUGCCAGUCACCAAUAAGCUAGUUUCCCCGUCAUAUCAUGAGAUCAUGGAGUGGCAAUAUUUCGAUUGCAUCUUCCAUAACUCGUCGUGUUUCCUCAAUUUCGUCUUCAAGCAGGAAUUCUUUCAAUACCGAAUUGAGGCAGACGGUAAAACCCGUUGGGGAGGGAUCUGGGAAGCACCACGUGACUAUACAUUCCUAUCUACGUGCGACAAACAAACCAAAGUAAAAAUCGUAAAGAAGUUCGACUCGUGGGACGAGAACAGCAACUUGGGAAAGCGCAUGCCCAGACUGGGAUUAUCUAAAGAUCUGUUAUUAAGCAGUGCGUCAACUGUGGAUGAACCGUCAGGGUCCUUGGUGUAUAACAGUGGCGCCAGCUCCGCCUCGUAUCUGGAGCAAGAGAAGCCAAACCCGAGUGUUGUGAGAUACUGGAUGAGAGAAGGAGCGAGGUGAAUUUAUGUUAUGUGUAUACGUAAUCAGUGCAGACAUUACAGAAUCGCGCCCAUUGAAAAACGUCGCACGGGAAAAUGCAAAUAAGCUAGAAAAGAGAAAGAGAGCAUGCGAUAUGUAUGUAUUUAUAUACAAAUUUUUUCCUGUCAGUUGUACACUUAAGGCUGUAUUUACACUUUUCUUGGAGAUUAUCCAUAGCAACUAUGCUUGCCUGAAUAAAAUUCGACUUUUCGUCGCGAUCAAAUACAGUAAUAAUAGGAAAGAUGUUCAAAUUCAAGCUUUAUGUUUUAAAGUUUUUCUGCGACCUCUAGUUACGAAAUAACCAAAAAAAAAAUACCGUUUUAGACAGGGGGAAUUAUGUUUCCAGCUAAAAGGCCAGGGUAAAUUCGUGAAAGCGUUUCUUUAUAACAUCUCAAAGUUAUCAAAAUCUCAGAUGUUUAUCGUGUUCAUCGUCUAUUGCAAUAAUUGAGAGUCAUUUGUUUGUGGACAGGUUAUCUUGCAACGAUUUGAAAUUACACGGAAUGAGAGCUGGUAACAAGUAUGGCGAGGAUAGUUUCCAACUGAUGAAAGUCAGUGAUACCCAGUACCUCCCGGUCUACUGCGAUAUGACAACUGCUAAAGGAGGUUUCACUCUUAUAGUGACGAGUGCUCACAACAAUUGGACUCGGGCACAGGUCCCCACAGGUAAUUGCAUAUUAUACUUGUGUUCUUUAGACUAAUCAGAUAAGAAGCUGAGGCCCAAAGUGACGUGUUCCUUGUAAUGCGUUGGUGGUUGUUAAAGGGAAAGUGGAAAUGCUCUUAGAUCGCAAGAGAAGAUGAAAUGACGAUAAUGAUAACAAUAAAAACAAUAAUAAUAAAGCUUUUCGCGCUCAUUAGUUGGCUAUUUCGGAAACGACUGGCAAGUACUAUCAACCUCUUGCAGAGAAACGACAAAAUGGCGCUUAAAGAGUUUAAAAUCCGACUAUUUUUUAUGUAUCAACAGAAAUAGACUAAUUUUGGGGGAUCUCUCCUUUAUAUGAUACUGUACUGAAACAAUUAUUCACCCUAUGGUAAGCGGAAGCCGCGGUAAGGCAAAUGUCUUCCACUAGUCCCAUAAUAUAAUAAUAUGGCAGGAUUUGGCCAAAUAAUUUCUUAAAAAUUUUUAAUACCUUUCGUUUAAAUAUUGAUAGCAGCGUCUUCUUGCCACUCCUAGUCUCGAUAUACAUAAUAGAUGCGUUUGAAAAUUUAUCUAAGUAAGCGCAAGCGGAAAAUAAAAGUAUAUGCCAAGUAAGAAAACCGAUUGCGUUUUGUUGAUAUCUCUCCUUUCAUUUCUAGAAAUGCCCUUUAUCCAGGACUGAAUCGAGAUUACUCCAUCUUAGAUUUAGCAGACAGUAUUAAAAGCCUGAACAACAAUGGCACAUUCCAGUACAUGAUGGAUGCUCAUUCUAGACGUCACUGGGGAGGGAUUUUUGAAGCUCCUAAGUCCUACAGGUGGGAAAACAGUAGUAGGAUUGUAUUGGAAUGAAUACUUAUAUUCAAAGAAAAUUUGUAAUACCUUGUAUUUUUUCCAAAAUUGGAGGUAUUUACGUACCCUAAUUUAUUCACACACUGUGUUUUUCAUAUUUCAUUUGUUUAUCAAAGCUUCAUGGCAUCGGAUUCUUCGCAAACCCACGUCAACCUAACGAGGAAGUUUGACAGUUGGGAGUAUUCUUGGUGGAAUUCAUUAAACAAGAGAAUGCCGUGGUUUGACGCCAAAGGAACUCACCACAUGGCUCUGCUGACCACAUCCGACAGCCCCACCUACUACCCGUCGGGUUCGAUCAUUUGGGGGGGCCCCGAUCGGUUUCCGUCUGAUUGGAUUUGGGCUAGGGGGAUGAGAAAUCCUGGGGUUAUCUGGUACUGGCUAAAUGAGGAUGACUGUGAUGAGGAUAGAAAACCAGGUAUCACCGUAGAUACAGUAAAGACCCCUCCUUAGAAGCUCGAUAAACUAGGCCGUUUCGUUUUAUACUAUCACCUUCAGCACUGUCUCCUUUUUAACAGUCGAGUUUUGUUUUUUCGAGGGUGGAUUUACCCAGGUUCGUAGAUAUCAUUUUUGGCGUCCGACAGCUUACUCAGUCAAGAAAAGUUUUCAUAUGGACGCUCCGGUCCGAUUUUAGGGAGAUAAGGCUCGUUUUUUGAUCUUUUUCAAUAAUUCAUAAAUUGUGACUGAAAUAUUAAUCCCUAAGAUAGGCGUUUUGUUCAAAUAGCUAUAUCUUUGGUUUUUGUGUGAAAAAUAAUUUCUUUUUACCCGUUGUAUUUUUUAAAUUUGUUUUGGAAUUCAGUGGAUGGCGGACUAACUGAGUGGGGUGAAUGGGGGAGAUGUGACAAAUUAUGCGAACCUGGUAAGCAUCGAAGGUACAGAACAUGUACAAACCCCAGGCGACGUUGUGGUGGAAAACAGUGCGAUCCAAGCAUUCCUACACAAGACGAAGGGAACUGCUUUUAUUGCCCUGGUAGGCGUUUUUUUAUAAUAUGACCAGGAAAUUUACUUUAUUUAAUCGCUGGGAAUGUUCAUUGAUUGCACUGUGGUAUAAACCUUUACAAUUCAUCAAGUAUUUUUGCUCGCACGCGAUUGGUCUUAAUGCAUGACGUGAUCAAAUAUAUCCCAGCUAAAACUACCACCUACUGAGCAAGGGAAAGCUUGAAAAGUUUACGCCUUGUGGUUAACAAGCUUUUCUCCUGUGGUCCAACUUUCCGCGUGGUUUAUUAGCCGCUAAACCGAUAGAAAGUGUGGUUGAUUGGUUAAUUGUUCUCUUUUUAAAUACGUUAUUGCAAACAGGCUGGCCCAUUUCAUCAGAAAUAUUUUUUAAAUGGGGGCUUGUUUAAACAACCUAAAUAUGUAAAUAUCGUCUGUACGUAUAUUAUCUGUACAGCUAUUUUGAGAAAGGCUGUUGGUAAAAGAAAAAGUAUAAAAGUGCACGUGACGACUUCAAAAGUUGUUGAGGGUUGUUUUAUUGUCCCGCUUCCAUGACUUCAGGAUUCCAGUAAAACCAGAGAAAAUGUCUUCGUAAGGACGAGCCAUUACGGUUUGAUUAAAUUUAAAAAAAAAAAGUAUAUAUAUAUUAUUAAAAAAAUUCAUUGAUUACUGGAUACGCAGAGUACCUUUCGACAUUGUUACAUGCACUUUUGUCCUUUUUCCCGACAUCGUUUCUCGAAAAAGCGGUAAACGAAUCCUCAACAUAAUUUAAGGACUGAAAGAGGUAUCAUUAUUUUAAUUAUUAUUGUAAUUAGUAAUUUUCUUUUUUCAGAAAGUGGAAUACGAAGCUACGGUGACUUCUGUGUGGCCCCAAACGAAGGAGGUUGUUCUCCCCUGAUGGGAGUUAUCUUAUCUUUACGAAAAAGGAAGGCACAGCUUGUAAUGUGACCGAUCAGAUUUUUGUUCUUGACCAAGAUGGCGUUAUUCAUCACAAAUGCAGCAAGAAAGUAGUCUGUCCACAGG
Messenger RNA from Pocillopora meandrina, 26077 nucleotides. The record is from the annotation of a GenBank genome assembly. NCBI's taxonomy places the organism in Eukaryota, Metazoa, Cnidaria, Anthozoa, Scleractinia, Pocilloporidae.